AUGUUAAGCGAUAUUGAUGAUGAUUUAAUUUUACCAAAUAUUCGUCAAUUACUUGCAUCAUUUGAGCUCAUAUGUCCCGGAUUAUAUAGAAUUCAUUGUCAUGAUUCAAUCCAUAUUUUAAAUGAAAUAAUGUGUCUGGCCGUAGAAUGGCUUAAUAUUCAACAAGUUUACACAGCUGAAGAAUUAUUAUCGAAUGAAAAUUUAUUUAAUAAUUAUGAAAAAAGAAUAAAUCAUUCGAGAAUGAUAUCAUUAACAGAUGAAACAGACAAUGAACAUGAGAUAGUUAAAUGUUACGGAAAUGGGAUUCAAGCAUUAAAAAAUCAACUAAAUCAAUUCACAAUGUUUUGUUUUGAAACAAAUACUUAUAUAAGAAAACCUGAUUUAGCUGUUAAAAUCAGCAACAAUCAUGAAAAUGAUUCUCUUCCAGUUGAGUUGAGUUAUAUAAACACAUACAAUAAUAAAAAUAUCUAUUCAUGCACAUAUAUUCCAAAACAUGAAGGCACAUAUAAAAUAUCAAUAUUUUAUAAAACUAGACCAUUAUUAAAACAACCGUACACUGUAUUGAUUCGACAUCGAUCAUCAUCAUCAUCAGCAACAAAAAUGAAAGUACAGCAACAAAACGAAAAAUCGAAUCAUCAAGAAGUCAUCAUAACACCAGCAGUACACGGACCAGAGAAAGAUGAAGAAUUUUCUGCUCUAUCAACCAACCUUUCUAUAUCAUAUAAUAGUUCGGCUUUUAUUUUUAAUUUUUUCUCAGGAAUUGAAAACACGUCUAUACAAGUGAGUCAUCCACAAUGGUUUGAAGUUGAUUGUAGUAAAUCAGAUUUGAAAGGUAGUUUAAUAGAAGUCAUUAUUGUCGAUUCACUCUCGAGUAAACCAUCGUCUUACGCACACGCCUCUAUCGAACCGCUUGGAAAUCAGAAAUUUCGCUGUGAUUACUCAGUUUCACAAGCAGGUCUCUAUAAUAUUAUUAUUUUUCAAGCUGGUAAACCUCUGUCAAUCAGUCCGAUAAAACUUUUAGUGAUAGAACCUCAAACAACAAUUUCAUCCUCGUCUUCUUGCCAGUUAGAUGCUCCACUCGAUUAUAAAUCACCUAUUAGUAUGAAAAAUAAUAAUAAUCAAAAAUUUUUUGCAUAUGGCCCGGGAUUACGAUGUGGUUAUCAAACCUAUCCAGCCGUCUUCUAUGUUGAUUUCAGCGGUUAUACCGAAGGUUAUUUAGAAUUUUUAAUAAAUAAUUCGCGUGUCACGUCUGUCGUUAACUACGAAAAUCAAUUUGCUGAAGUUUGUUAUUGGCCUGACAUUACCGGCGAUUUACCUCUACAUAUAUUAUUUUGUAAUGAAGAUCUUGAAAUAUCACCGAUUAUUUCGAAAAUAACCACACUCGCGAUCCCCAUGUCUUCUGAUCAUCCACCAAAAAUAUCUGUUAGUGGUCCCGGUUUUACACCGAAUGAUGAUGUUGUGAUCGUUGGCAAAGAAGUUGAAUUUAAAAUUAAUCUUGAUAGACAACAUGUCAAUUGGGAAUUGAAUGUGGAAAUAUAUGAUCAAGAUUACACCAUUGUUCCCAUCAAACUUCAAAAACAAAAUGAUUUAACAUACAUUUGUUCGUAUAUGCCGUCAAAAUUAUGUAAAUAUACGAUCAGUAUUGAUUAUGGUCAUAUUAUCAUUCCGGAGGGAAAUCCGUUCAGAAUUAGACCGUUAUCAAAACAAAUCGAACUAUCUGGACCAGCAUUUACAGAAAAAAUAUUAAGUUUACAUUCAGAAACCCAUUUCUGUUUGAAUUUAAAAGCUAUAACGCGCAAACGAAAAACAGAACAACAUUUAAAAUCAAUAUCUAUUCUCGGUAAAGAUUGUGAAAGUGGCUAUAGUUCGAAUGAUGAUACAACAUCCGCCGAGAAUACUGCAUUGUCAGAUAAUGAACCAUACAAAAUAACAAUUAGAGACGAGAAAGGACAAAUAAAACCAAUCAAUAUCAAUGAAUUAAGUAACGAUAAUUUACGUGUCAAUUUUACGCCUGAUUCAGAAGUGACUUACAUCAAUGUAUCUGUUAUGUGGUGA
Didymodactylos carnosus is the source of this 2055-nucleotide messenger RNA. The record is from the annotation of a GenBank genome assembly. Lineage: Eukaryota; Metazoa; Rotifera; Eurotatoria; Philodinida; Philodinidae.